AUGUGCAACGAGCGGGAGGUCACCUGCUGGAACUCGUGGUGCCGGCAUAUCGUCAAGCAGGGGGAGCUGCAGAAGCACCUCGAGGAGUGCGCCAAGAGGCAGCGCGCGCUCUGCUACAAGUGCGGCACGGAAGUGCUCGCCGCCGAACUCCAGAUGCACCGCGACACGUGCCAGCCGAAAGAGUGCCCGUCGUGCGGGGAGUUGUGCAUCACGCGUAUCAUGAAGUGGUGCCCCCACAACUUCACGCGUAUAAGCAUCACGAAUGGCCCCUUCGCAAAGGAGACGCUGAUGAAGCGCUACAUCAAGGACAACCAUGCAGCUGGCGGCAGCCACAAGGCCACAUCGGCCAUCACAUCCGCCAUGUCCCUGGGCCACAUUAAAUAUAACGUGGCGCGGAUGCAGCUGCUGUGGCGCUGGAUCAAGGCCAAGACCAUCGUGGAGGAGACGAUCUUUCGCGUGACGUUCAAGGAGAUGGACCUCAAGAAGGAGGGCUUUGCGAUAUUCAAGGCGCUCGACAAGGUGAGUGACUCGCAUGUUCUGGCACCAAAGCGGUCGCGCUCGGUCCUGCAGGCCCCUGUAGUGGCCCCCGCCAUCUCCUCACACUACUUCCCGACACGCAGUGGCGAGCCUAUCACUCUCGAUGUGGUGCAGCGGGUUAUUAAGGACAUACAGGAUCACGUGCUGCUGCCGUACCCCGCCGCCUGGCGUGUUUUUACCGAUGCGAUGAAUCACCUCAACGCGAUGCCGAACGUCGUGCGGCUCAGCCCACCAAUCGGCGCCCGUGUGACGAACGGGCGCGUCAAUCAAGGCUCCAAGGUCGUUGUUGUUGGUGACCUGCAUGGACAGCUGACGGAUCUUCUGCACAUCCUCAAGGAGUGCGGUAUGCCAAAUGAUGGCACGUACUACAUAUUCAACGGCGACUUCGUGGACCGUGGGGCGAAUGGGGUGGAGGUGCUGCUGAUUCUCUUCUCGCUCAUGCUUGCGUGCCCCAAGUACGUCACCCUCAACCGCGGCAACCACGAGUGUGACUACAUGAACGAUGAGUACGGCUUCGAUGUGGAGGUGAGCACCAAAUACGACCGCAACGUGUUCCGCCUGAUCCAGCGCUGCUUCUGCGCCCUCCCACUGGCGACGAUCAUCGGCACGAAGGUGUUCGUCGUGCACGGCGGCCUGCCGCGGCGCAAGGGCGUCACGAUCGAGGACAUCUCCCGCAUCCAGCGCUUCCGGCAGAUCCCGAUGCCGGACUACUCGCAGCCGGAGGAGGACGAGAUAUUCCAGGACCUGCUGUGGUCGGACCCCGUCGAGGGGCUGCACGGCUGGCGCGAGAGUCAGCGCGGCGCCGGCGUCGAGUUCGGCCCCGACCUCACGCACGAGUUCCUGCGCAACAACGCGCUUGAGGUGGUCAUCCGCUCGCACGAGGAAUGCCUGAGCGGCUACGAGGAGCACCACGACGGCAAACUCAUGACGGUCUUCUCCGCCAGCAACUACGACGGCCCCGACACGAACUACGGCAGCUUCGCCGUGCUCGUCGGCGACAACCCGGAUCCAUCCUUCCACACGUACCAGGUGGCCGAGGACGACGUCGAGAUGCAGGGCCUCGUCGACCUCACCGAGACAUUCACGCCGACGCUUUCACGUAUCUCGCCCAUCGCAGCGCCGCAGCAUGGCCGCUCAGCCAUGCGGCGGCGGGCGAAAGACGACGUGCUGCGCGUGCUGCGCGAGCGCAUCUACCAGCGGCGGCACCGCCUCAUGGCCUACUUCGCCAAGCUGGACCGCACACGCAAGGGGUCGGUGUGGAAGAUCGAGUGGGUCGAGGCGAUGCGGAACGUGCUCAAUUCCGACCUGCCGUGGUUCUUCCUCCGCAGCUACCUCGUCGCGGAGGACGACCACUCCCGCAUUUGGUACUACGGCUUCCUCGUCAAGUUUCACAACAUGCUGCAGCCACUUUGGCUUAACGACUGGGUGCAGAGUGCGCGCUACCGCCUCUCGCAGCAGCAGCGGGCAAACUACCGCUCGCAGUACGUUGCGACUGCCUUCAAAAAGGAGCAGGUCAACUACAAUGAGUUCUGCUCUGUCAUUCGCGCCAUCGACUACACCCCAAGCGAGGUGCAGCUGUUCCAGCUCUUUGUACACUUCGACGAGGGCGGCACGGGCUACAUCGACGGCCCCAAGUUCGCGCAGAUGCUCUCUGAGGCGGCGUCGCACCCCGUUAGCGACCCGCUGCGCUGGGACCUAGAGGCAAUGGAGCAGCUGCAGAGCGUCGUGAUACAGGGCCGCAGCCAGCUGCCGUUUCUCUUCCAUGUGAGCUCGCGCGAUCGCACGCUGUCGCGGGAGCGGUUCAUGUCGGGCCUUGAGCAGCUCGGCCGCGGCAUGCGCAAGCAGCUGACGCAGCCNCAGAAGGAGAAGAUAUACGACUGCAUAGCCGAACACGCGCCGCCGUCAGGCGUCAUGUUUGAACACUUCCUCUUCAUGACGGCGGUGUUCGACAACAGCACGAUGCCGCAGCGCUCCAUCGUGGACCUCAGCGAUGUGAACAUCGUGGCGUCCUUCCUGAAGAACCUUAGUUUCGCCUCGCAAACCAAAGACUGGGAGGGGCGAUAA
This is a messenger RNA of Trypanosoma grayi, 2601 nucleotides long. Its product is annotated as putative serine/threonine protein phosphatase. The record is from RefSeq and is a predicted model, not a curated record. NCBI's taxonomy places the organism in Eukaryota, Euglenozoa, Kinetoplastea, Trypanosomatida, Trypanosomatidae. Gene Ontology annotation, molecular function: protein serine/threonine phosphatase activity; calcium ion binding. Gene Ontology annotation, cellular component: nucleus; cytosol. The transcript has a single exon. Bases 1 to 2601 code for a protein of 866 amino acids.